AUGCGAGGCCAAGGGUAUGAUGGAGUGAGCAAUAUGCGUGGGGCGUGGAAUGGAUUACAAGCAUUGUUUCUUAAAGAAUAUCUAUAUGCAUAUUAUGUACACUGCUUUGCUCACCAACUACAACUAGCAUUAGUUGUUGAAUCCAAAGAUGUGCAAGAUAUAUGGCUAUUCUUUUUAAAGUUGAAUUCUAUUGUCAAUCUUGUCAGUGCUUCUCCUAAGCGUCAUAGCGAGUUACAAUCAACUCAAGUGAUUUUAUCUACUAAUAAAUUAGCUACUAGUGAACUUGAGAGUGGUAAAGGAGCUAAUCAGAUUAAGACUUUGCAACGAGCAGGUGCCACUCCAUGGAGCUCUCAUUUUGGUUCUGUUAGUAGCUUGAUAGACUUAUUUGGUCCAUCUCGUGUAAUUAUUAAAAAUCUUUCAAAGAAUGGACCAACUAAUUCUAUAUGUGGGGAAGCAAAAGGCGUUUAUCUGGCAAUGUUUCCAUUUAAAUUUGUAUUUAUCUUGCAUUUGUUGUGUGAGAUAAUGGAAAUUAUUAAUAUACUUUGUCAAGCACUACAACAAAAAACUCAAGACAUUGUAAAUGCUAUGAACCUAGUUUCAAGUUCGAAUGCACUCCUUCAAAAUUUGAGAGAAAAUGGGUGGCAUACUUUCUUUCAAAAUGUGGAAUCAUUUUGUAAAAAACAUGACAUUGUAGUACUUGAUAUGAGUGCUUCUUAUAUGGUGGGUACAGGUCGUUCUUGUCAACAAAAUGAUAGUAUUACAUUUAAUCAUCACUAUCAAGUUGAUAUUUUUAAUGCUGCUGUAGAUUUUCAAUUGAUGGAGUUAAAUCAGAGAUUCUCUGAAAGUACAGUGGAACUCCUUAUUCUUGGCACAACUUUGGAUCCUAAAGAUGUUUAUAAAUCAUUUAAAGUUGAUGAUAUUUGCGAUCUUGCAAAGAAAUUUUAUCCUAAGGAUUUUCAAGAUGAGAUGCAUGCUUUGAAAAGCCAGUUGGAACAUUAUAAGAUUGAUGUACUCCAUCAUCCGAGUUUUCAGAAUUUGUCCACCAUUUCUGAUUUAUGCAAAAUGCUAGCUAAAACAAGAAAGAGAGAGACUUAUUAUCUGAUUGAUAGAUUGAUUCGUCUCAUAUUGACUCUUUUUGUUUCUACAGCAACAACAGAACGAGCUUUUUCAGCAAUGAAGCGUGUCAAAACUAAACUUUGCAACAAGAUGGCUGAUGAAUUUCUUGCAGAUUGCAUGAUUCUCAACAUUGAAAGAGAACUUGCUGAAGAUAUUGAUAUAGAUUCAGUAGUUAAUGAAUUUGACUCUCUUAAAGAUCGGAGGGUUCAUCUUCAGCAGGUUACUUGCUGCAUAUGA
Cornus florida is the source of this 1353-nucleotide messenger RNA. RefSeq lists its product as uncharacterized. Lineage: Eukaryota; Viridiplantae; Streptophyta; Magnoliopsida; Cornales; Cornaceae. Gene Ontology annotation, molecular function: protein dimerization activity. The transcript has a single exon. The record is from RefSeq and is a predicted model, not a curated record. Bases 1 to 1353 code for a protein of 450 amino acids.